Molecule: messenger RNA, 381 nt
Organism: Yamadazyma jaroonii
Lineage: Eukaryota; Fungi; Ascomycota; Pichiomycetes; Serinales; Debaryomycetaceae
Source: the annotation of a GenBank genome assembly
AUGUCAAUUCAAACAUCCACAUUGAAAGACUCAUUUGUCCCUUUGAAUCAAAUAAGAAGACCGAUUCCGCCAGUAUUGGACCACCAAAAGAUUGAUGCGAUGGUGUCAACUUUGAAGGGCACACCAAUGGCUUCCGCUACUUGUGCAAUCGAAGAGAUUCUGUCAGGCGAAUUGCCCCCAAUUGAUGUCUUCAGAGUCAGGGAAGAAGGCAAAGAUUAUUAUUUUGCAUUUGGGGGAUGUCACAGAUUCCAAGCUUAUGAUAGGAUGAACAGCGAAAAAGAAAAUGAUGGACCUGUUAUGGUCAGAUGUAGAUUAUUGCCUGCUACUAGAAAGACGUUGAAACUUUACUUGGGGGGAUCGGUCGAUGAAAUGUUCCAGUAG